This is a messenger RNA of Vicia villosa (hairy vetch), 675 nucleotides long. Its product is annotated as serine/threonine protein phosphatase 2A 55 kDa regulatory subunit B alpha isoform-like. The transcript has 5 exons. Gene Ontology annotation, cellular component: protein phosphatase type 2A complex; cytosol. The coding region runs from base 1 to 675 and encodes 224 amino acids. The record is from RefSeq and is a predicted model, not a curated record. Gene Ontology annotation, biological process: peptidyl-serine dephosphorylation. NCBI's taxonomy places the organism in Eukaryota, Viridiplantae, Streptophyta, Magnoliopsida, Fabales, Fabaceae. Gene Ontology annotation, molecular function: protein binding; protein phosphatase regulator activity.
AUGUCCAUGAACUUGAUGAAUAUGCUAGUUCAUGCUUUGAAGAACAUUUAUUCGAUCAGCCGGCAUCCUGAAUUCCGUUACAAAACAGAGUUUCAGAGUCACGAGCCCGAGUUUGACUACCUUAAGAGUUUGGAGAUAGAAGAGAAAAUCAACAAAAUCAGAUGGUGCCAAAUAGCUAAUGGUGCCCUUUUCCUUCUCUCGACAAAUGAUAAAACCAUCAAAUUUUGGAAGGUUCAAGAAAAGAAGGUCAAGAAAAUUGCUGAGAUGAAUGUUGACCCUUCUUUGAAAACAAUGGGAAAUGGCAGUAUUGCUAGUUCAAGUAAUUUAAGUAAUCCUAAGCCAAGCCUUGAAAAUGGAGGAUAUCCUGAUUCAGAUAGAUCAUUCAACUAUCUUAGCUCUGACUUCUCAUUUCCACCCGGAGGCAUACCGUCACUAAGUUAUAUUGUUUUGUUUCUACUUGUCAUUGUUCUUUGUUGUUUAAAGAAAAAAGAUAAUGGAAGCUCGAGAGUUGUUAAAGCGAAGGGACCUAGUGGUGGUGGUGUGGUGGUGGUGGUGGUGGUGGAAGGACAGAAAAACCGAAAGAAGAGUUUGGAAGUGGCGUGCAAGAAUCUGAGAAAAACAAAUUGGUUUUCUUUGAGGGCUGUUCUUAUAAUUUCGAUCUCGAGGAUUUGUUGA